Aspergillus terreus NIH2624 is the source of this 1242-nucleotide messenger RNA. Its product is annotated as mitochondrial 37S ribosomal protein uS5m. Gene Ontology annotation, cellular component: ribosome. Lineage: Eukaryota; Fungi; Ascomycota; Eurotiomycetes; Eurotiales; Aspergillaceae. The coding region runs from base 1 to 1242 and encodes 413 amino acids. Gene Ontology annotation, molecular function: RNA binding; structural constituent of ribosome. Gene Ontology annotation, biological process: translation. The transcript has 2 exons. The record is from RefSeq and is a predicted model, not a curated record.
AUGAGUCUCGCCCGGCCGGCCAGAUGCCUGUUCUGCAGCUUUACUCGGGCUGCAGCCCCGACAGGCGCUCGCGUGCCUCGACGCCAAUUCCACGCCUCACCCGCGCAAUUGUCGAACCGGAAACCGAAAUUCCCCAAUGUCAAGGCCGAGAACAUGCGGACGCUCGAUCAGAUCGCGCGUGAGAUGAAACCCGACGACUUCAAGCCGUACACGGAGGAAGAGAAGGCCGCCCUGAAGGAGGAGUACACACCGGAGCAGCUGGCAGCCAUUGAGGCCGGCGAGGCCGCCAUCGACCCCAAGGACCUGGCAGAGCAGUUUUCCAUCCGUCGGGAUCCGAUGAAGCUGCACUACCUGGACGAUCUGUCGACGAUCGAGCCGGGCGUGGACAAGCACGUCAAGGCGCCCAAGUCCAAUUCCGACUACCAUGCCACCCUGAAGACCGAGGAGGACUUUGUUGACGACUUCGCCCGAUUCUUUGCCGAGAUGCCGGAAAACGCGAAUGCCGGUGACUGGGUGCGCUUCCUCGAGAAGACCCGUGUCACUGUGGGCAAGGAAGAGAACGAACUCAACCCGCACAGCGCCCUGGUGCCCGAUCUGUUCGCCCCCGGUGAGACGCUUACCUCGAACGGACCGCCGCCCAAGGUGUUCGCGGAGGAGGACCCCAAGGCCCGCGAGUCGGAGGAGAUGACCGAUGCGCUCAAGCGGCUGCUUCAGUCGACGGGGUACACGACGGACGAGAUCCGGUCGCUGAAGACGAAGACGCUCGUCUCUCACUCGGUCGUCAACCAGACCCGUCUUGGUAAGGUCCGUCGGAUGUACUGUUUGUCGAUCGCCGGCAACGGAAACGGUCUCUUGGGUAUCGGCGAAGCCAAGUCUGAGGAAUCCACGGAUGCCGUGACACAGUCCAAGUACCGUGCCAUCCGCAGCAUGCAGCCCAUCCCGCGGUACGAGAACCGCACUAUCUUCGGCGAUGUCCAGGGCAAGGUUGGCGCCGUCGAGCUGCAGUUGAUGACCCGUCCCCCAGGCUUCGGACUGCGUUGCCAGCAUCUGAUCUUCGAGAUGUGCCGCGCAGCGGGCAUCCACGAUCUCGCCGCGCGGGUCAACCGCUCCCGGAACCCCAUGAACACAGUGAAAGCGGCUUACGAGGCGCUGAUGAGCCAGCGGAACCCGGAGGACAUUGCCCGUGCCCGUGGCAAGAAGUUGGUCGACGUGCGCAAGGUGUACUACUCUGGCCGCGCUUAG